Messenger RNA from Protopolystoma xenopodis, 381 nucleotides. The record is from the annotation of a GenBank genome assembly. NCBI's taxonomy places the organism in Eukaryota, Metazoa, Platyhelminthes, Monogenea, Polystomatidea, Polystomatidae.
AUGAAUAGAUUCACUAUGCAUGACUUGGUUGAUGGCUUCACUAAUGGCAUAGAGUGCCUUACAUUACCGACAUUAGACGUUUUAAACAAGACUAAGGCUUCUGACUUUGCCACGAACACUGACCUAGCUUUUGUUACCACCUUGGACAACUGGUUGUCUCAAACGCGGCGCAUCAUGGACGCUUCAUUCAGCGAACCAGAGGAAGAAACAAACCAAAAAAGCAUUACAGAUAUUCAGAACAUACACAGUUAUCAUGGUCUAUUGGGGCGACCUAACGUCAUUUGGAAUUCUCUUGAGGAAUUACUCAAGCAACUUUUGACCCUGCAUGCCGGAAUUUGGAGUACAGGACUCUGUCUUGAUGCGCUGGCCAAAGAGGCUUAG